Messenger RNA from Coccomyxa subellipsoidea C-169, 1056 nucleotides. RefSeq lists its product as hypothetical. The transcript is spliced from 8 exons. The coding region runs from base 1 to 1056 and encodes 351 amino acids. The record is from RefSeq and is a predicted model, not a curated record. Lineage: Eukaryota; Viridiplantae; Chlorophyta; Trebouxiophyceae; Coccomyxaceae.
AUGCAGAGCCUUCAGGAUGGCGCCACCUCCCUGGAAGCCCGAGAGGCCAUCGUUUGCCAGGACCGUGGCAUGUUCAGGGACCACAUCCGUGAUGAGUGCCCUGAUCUUGACGCCGACUGCAUCCCUGCAGCGCACACCCGCCGCAUCACCCAGGAGCAGCUUGACAGUGACCCCUGCUUCGCGCCGCUGCAUCAGGUGAAUUCUGAGCUGGGGCGCAUUGUCAUCCGGCCCAUGCACCGCGAGCACAUCUUCGAGACAGCCCUGCUCCAGACCGAGGCCUUCCUGGUGGACAGAAACCCGCCCACAUUCCCAUGGAUGAUAGAGGAGCUGCAGCGGCUGUGCCAGCAGUACGAGCGCGAUCCGCGGCCCAUCACGGAGCACGAUGCCGGCUUGAGUGUGGAACCUGCCGGCGACUUGGCGUCCAGCAGCGGAGUCACCGACCCGGCCGAGCUGUACCGCAUCCAGACAGAGGACGCCUGGGGCCGCUGGAUCUGGCUCGUCGCUGAGCUUGUCCCUAAUGAUCCCUCGCUGGCGCCGGCCGGGCAGGACUCGCGAGUGGUGGGCGCGACUGCGCUGAUGUUCCACGACCGGCGAGUGGCGCUGCGGAAGAUGGUGCGGCUGCGGCCGCCGCUGCCGGCAGCAGCACUGGACUACUCGCUGUGGCUGGCGCGCAGGCCGCCAGAGGGCCUCCAGCACGAGCGCGCCGCCUUCAUCUGGUGGACAGGCGUGCACUACAAGAUGCGCAGGAGAGGAGUGGCGCAGGCGCUGGUGCGGGCAUGUGAGGGAGUGGCAGCCGCUGCAAACUUUUGGGACAUCUACAUUCAGGCCGCCACCACGAUGCGAGACAGCAGGUCCCCGCUGGGCGGCUGGCUCAGCGAGGAAUACAAGGUGGCCAAGGCGGCCUACAGCCGCGCCGGCUACAAGAAGUGGACACCCACAAAUGUGCGCCGUGUGCCUUGGGCUUCUGAUGUGGAUGAGACUGCCGAUCUAAUGUUCAAGCAGCUGUACACAUUGCCAGAUUCUGUUAAGAUCAGCAGCGGCAUGCGCGCAUUUUGA